AUGGAAAGUGUGCUGUUGUGUGGCAUUUGUUUCGCUGCAAUCAGCUUGGCGAGCCAACGGCAGCAACAACAAAAGCAAUCACUUUCCGACAGAUCAACCCACCGACCACCUCCUGCCUUUGCUAUAUUUCAACGUUCGACUGUCGAUGUGGGGCGCAUAAAAAUUCAAGGUGUUGCCACCUGCCUGUUUUUGUGCAUGGAUGCGUGCGGCGCUGUGUAUGGCUCGAAAGAAUUUACCGACGACUGCGUCUUCAAUGAGAACAUGGAGCUGCACAACUACAAUACCUACACAUCCACAUUCAAUUCGAAUGCGCGGCGCGUCUAUUAUUUAGCGCUGAAUCGACAUGGUGAACCGCGCAAAUUGCAAAUACCGCCAACCCGCUCGCUCGGCAAGCUGGCCACCUACACGAAUGCCAUCACCGAAACGGUGGAGGAAGAACGCGUCGAACAGCUGAUAGCAAAGAAUUUCGGCGAGAACCGCAUUAAGCACGGCUUACGCCAACUCUGUGAUACGGGCAAACCAUUGGUCGACCUGAUCGAUAGCAAACACUUCAAAGUGCACCCCAAGUGCAAUCCAAGCUCUAGCAAUAGCAAUAGCAUUAGUAGCAGUAGUAGUAGUAGUAGCAGUAGUAGUAGUAGUAGUAGCAGUAGUAGUAGUAGUAGCGUUAGUAGUGGUAGCAGAAAGAGUAGUAGUAGUCCAUUAGGCAAUAGUGAUAGUGAUAGUCCCAGCGGUAGUGGUAAUAGUAGUAGUAUUAGUGGCCAACCAAUGAGCAACGUUCCUGCUGCCGAUGAGAGAGGCGAGUCACAGAGCAGCGUAGUCACAAAUAGCCAUAGCCAUCACAGUAAAGGUGGCCAGCGGGGCGCGAACGCGUCCAAUAGCCUGAGUAGUAGUAUUAGCGAUAGUUCGUCAACAAAUAAUGGCGAUCGUACUAGCAGUAACAGCACUCAGAGCGGUCAGGGCCAUCAGCAUAGCAAAGGUGGCGGUGGAGGCGGCAAGAAAAAGAAGAAACGGCGAAAAUGCCGUCCGCAUGAGAAUGAAGAGGAGCAUAAUUGCCAAAGGAGCCCUUUAGCGCUGCGCAAGCGCGGCAAUAAUCUCAACAAUAAAAAGUGUCGAGAGCAGCUAGCGCUACAGCAACAACAGAGGCGACAGCUGAAAGCGAAGGGAGAAGAAGUGCCCAAUAUGCCGCUGCCCGCGCCAUGCAAGAAGAAAAAGAACGGCGGCGGGGGCGGAGGCGGUGGUGGAAAGAAGAACCGCAACAACCAAAACGCAAAUAACAACAAUCACAAUAGCGUUGGCGGCGACGCAGCGGGAGCGAACAAUCGCCGUGGCAAGAAGCUAAAUGCGAAUGGUCGUCAAACAGGUGGCGGUAACGGCGGUGGCGGAGCGGGUAACCGCAACUCCGGCGCGAACCGCAAGCGAGCAAGAAACGGCGGACCACAACCGCAAAAGAAGCUGAAAAAGCAGUUCAUGUCAAAAGCUGGCAGCAGCGUGACCAGUACUACGCAAGCCACCAGCAGUACAAUCACCAGCAGCACAGCGGCGUCCUCAAUAACAACAGCGCGCACCGAUCGCAGCGAUAGCACUACAGUGACGGCAGCGCUGGCGAUGCCGCCCACUACCACUGAACUCAGCAGCGCCGAACAAGAGGACCGCUUAGAUCCGCGCGCAGAGGCGACAAGCGUACGUGGCGACCGUGAGCGCGAACAACGCAACGUGCGCUAUACCAAUUCAAUGGAAGAAGAUGCGCCGCAAGGCAAUGCGGCAGCAGAUACGGCUGGUUCGCUGGAAGAUUCCACGGAGGCGGAUGCCAGUGAAGAGGAAGAGCACGAUGGUGGCGCACCAGACGAAGAAGUCGCAGACGCCGGCGGCAGCGACGAUGUCUACGACGAAAGCGAAGAGAGCGCGGCGGUAGUGCCGUCAACGUCAUCAGCGGCAAUGGCAGCGAGCGAUAGCAAAGCGGCGGCGUUGGCGCAAGCGGAGCUACUCGGGGAUGCAGACGAUUUUUUCUACUACGACCAAUUCGAUUUGUGAGUUUCCAAAUUUAUCUUAUCACUAAAUUAAAGUCUCUAAACUCUAAACUGUUUGUACGCUAAUCAACACUUCCACAAAUCCUACACACCUACACACACACACACGCACAUAAUCAACACCUUAAAACCUACCAACCUGCAAAAAUCACCCACACAAACAUAUCCCUUGUCCAUGGCUUCCUUUUUGCUCCUGAGAAAUGUUUUUGAAAAAAUUCGUUUAUUUAACCAUAAUUUUUAUGGAAAAUGUGUUUCGCUAAUUUUUUUCUAUAAUCUUUUUAACGGUUUGCUAAACGUUGGGUUUAGCGCGGCAAGAAUGAGUAACAAAAAUCUAUUAUAAAACUAUUUUCAAAAUUUUUUGUGGUUUUUAUUUUUGCUAAUUUGGUCUUAAUUAACACUGGAAAAUUAUUUUUCAAAAUUCUUAUAUUUUUUCUAAUCACUUUUACUAAGUAUCUACAUGGAAAUGUGUAUGACAAUUGGCAAUGAAUGAUUUGUUGUAUAGUAAAUAUUUAUCAAAAUUUACAUUUUUUUCUUCAUAAUUUCGAUUAGAAGUAGUUGGUAUUUUUGGAAGUAUGAAAAUUUGGUUAAAAAAAGAGAAAAUCGGAAUUUGUAGACAUUUUUGUUUUUUAGUCUUGCUUGCAUUCUGGUAAACUCCGAGCAAAGCUCAUAAGUGUGUGUAAAAUGUAAAAAGCAACAAAGAAGAGAAGAAGAGGAAGAAGAUUAUAUUGCUAAAGAAAUACAGAUGUACAAAAUAAGCAAAUAAUCUAUCACUUACUACUUGUUAUUUAAGGCAUUUAUUUAUAUACCUACACACAUACAUAUGUAAAUUGAACCAUUGAAAACAACCGCAUACUUAAUUAUACAUAAAUUAAAACUUGUAAAGGACAAACACAAAUAAGUGCAUAUUUUUGUAAAAAACAAAUGCAAAGGAAGUAAGACCGGCAGGUAAAAUUGUUAAAAACCAAUACUAAUUUAUACAAGCGAACAAUAAUUUUUAUAGAAAUGCGAAAUAUAAAAUAUAACAAACGAAAUGCACCAUGCAACAGAGAUCGCAGAAGUAUCUGCAUGUGCACACACAACCACAAACGCACCCGCACCAGCACCAACAUCACUCAUUAUCACCCAUUCGCACUCAAUCCAUCUGCAAUCAUCACUCAAUCACAUCCACAUGACUCACUCAUACAUACUCACAUACACAUACAGUUACACAUAUGGGUUUAUGCAAGGAUUGCUGUGUGUAGAUCACGCAUACAUGCAACGGAAGUACAGCUAUAGUUCGUGCACCAGGUGAAUAAGGCUUUGAUAUGAAGAGCGCUCGUUGAAAAUUGGCUGCAAUUUGGAUUAACUUUAAAAAUAAAAAAUUGUUUUCAAAAUUGUAAAAAAAGUGAAAAGGGAUCAACGUUUAUAAUGAAAUUUUUACAAAAUUAAAACUCAAACGCCGCAACACGCCUUUAAGCAUUUAAGCUAGAACUCCAUACCAAGCAGUCCAGGCGUUAUGACUUUCAACGCUUUUUUCAGCCAUAAGAUUGGCCAUCGCCUGGGACGACCUCUUGAUUUGGAGUUCUAGCUUUAGACUUUUAAGCAGUUUCUAUGUAGUAUUCAGCUUCAUGCUGCCAUCACAAAGAGCUUAAAUCAGUAAUAAUAGUAAAUUCAAACAUUUAAAGGAAAUAAAUAAAUAAUUCGCGCAUACACUUCUGUUAAGCAUUUGGCUGAGCUCCUCCUACUAUUUGUGGUGUGCGUCUUGAUGUUGUUCAACACGUCCACAGCAAAAUAAUAGAAAACAGCAUUUUGACAAAACAAACAUUUUGACAAACAAAGCAUUUUGACAAACUACCGAGUGCAUUUUUGCCAUGGAAAAGCCCUCAUAAAAUUUGCCGUUCGGAGUCUGCUUAAAACUGUAGGUCCCUCAACUUGUGGAAAUAUUUAGUUUGUGUCAUUAAGACUUUAGCUGACCUUUGACCCUACAACUCACUUUCGCACUCUUAAAAGUUUGUUAAAUUUCUGGUCGCUGACAAUCAAAAACUGGAGUUAGGCUCUUUAAUAUUAGUUCAUGUACCGAGAGAAUAAUGGAUUUCUUUUCCUUUUCGUCAAACUAAUAUUUAAAAAUGUGUGCUGUGCUCUUUAAAAUUUGUAGCUAAAUUUAGGUGAAGUAAAGUGAAGUGAAAUUGAGGCAAUAUUCAUAUUCCCUCACCGGCAUUACUAGUCUUGAAAAUAAUACAUUCUCACUCCAGUCCUCAGACUUUCUCAUAGCUUCAGAACUUGCAAAUUUACGUUUUUCGGGUAAUUGAAAAGACGAAAACAUUUAAAGAGCAUUUUGAAAGGCAGGAGUAGUAUAUCGGUUAUAUUUUUAUUUAAUUUUUUUAAUUAUUUUAUUAUUUUAAAGAAUAAAAUAACGUUUUGGUAUUACAACCAGUCCAACAUAAAGAUUCUAACGAGCAAUUUUCACCGAACAAAAAAAUUUAUAAAUGUAUAAGGCACAACUGCUCUUGGAUAUCUGUCUGAUCUAAAAGUGUUUUACGUUGGAGCCGCCGACGAUGAAUACUUGGCUGGAGCAAAUCCAAUUCAUCUGUGCACUGCCUCUGUGCACUUAGAUGUUGUGUAGCCAUGGCAGAAAAUAAACAAAAAACAGCCACGGAUUGGUUACAUGAGGAAACAAUUUCUAGAAUUUGAAUGCCUGAGAAUAAGCGACAUGGAAAAUGUGCUAUGUACUUCUGAGGGUUUAUGAACUAAAAAUUUUUUAUUAUGAGAAUAAAAUUAAGAAAGAGAUGACUGAGAAACUAUGCCCAAAAGGCUAUACAGUAAUUUUUUUGAAUUUUUUUUGGUACUUAAAAGUCUAGUAAAUUUUGUAAUUUUUGAACCCUUCUUUAAAUUCAUAAUUUCUAUUGUAAAAAAACGAGAGAAAGGAGUUUGAAAACAACACAAAUUUCAAGCUUUCGACAGCUGUUUUACGUUUGUGGUUACCAUUCAUGUGGAUGGCGCUGUUGCAGCGAGGAAUUUACAAAUAAUAUAGCGAGAUGUUAUGCCCAAUGGAUAGCAGGCAUUCGCGGAAAAGCAAAUGUGUUUAAAAACCUCCAUAUAACUUAGAGAUUAGUUUACUCAUCGUUCUACUUAGUUAUUUUUUUUUUUUUUGUAUUUCAAAGGCCGAUAACUUUGUGAAACUUUCUAUAAAGUCAAAAUUUGUUAUGACAAAAAAAAACUAGAGAAAAGAGUUUUGAACACAACUUAAAGCUUCAACUUAGUAGGUGUUUUAUGUUAAUGUCGAUUGCAGCAAAAAAUUUAAAAACGAUACAUGACAGGCAGUCGCGAAAAAGAAAAUGCUGUUUAAAGGGGUCUGCAAAGCUUACAAAUUAGAGAUAAUUUUUACUCACCUUACUACUUAAUUUUUAUUUUUUUUUUAUUUCUUUUGAAUCAUUUUUUUCUACACAUCGCUGUACUUCAACAUGAAUACACUAAGAAAAAUCACUGAAUCAUCAUCACAUAUUAUAAUCUACUCCUAGUCCACUCAUCCCAAAAGCGAAACAAUGUAUAUUAGGGUGUGUCAAUUUUUAUUUCUAUUUUUCUUUUUUGACAUCCUUCCUAGCAGAUUCAGAUUCUAUAUGAAAUUCGAAGAAAAAGCUAUGCUGGAGCAUAGCUCUAAAGUCAAUUUUGAGUGUCGAAAAUUUUAAAGGAAACUCUCUUCAAAUAAUACGAAGUUAACAUGAAAUUUAAUACUAAGUCUCUACUUUUCGUCAAGCGCUAGGAAGGACGUUCGUUAAUUUUUUUGUUGGUUUCAAAGGCAAAUUUUUUGUCAAGUGAGCCGAGCAGAGAGAUAGCGAGCAGAGAAGAGACGAAUAGAAGAGGCCUAUUAACUAAAGUACUCUGAAUGUUAAUUUUUGUAAUAAAAACUUCUACUUGGAGAUUUUUUGGCGCGAAAUAUUUAUUUUUAUUACAAACCUCCGUUGGGCACUUGGGUCUGACCAGACUUUUUCGACUUUGGACGUGAACUUAACAUAUUUCUAUUAUAGCUAACGACUUGAUGUUGUUGUUGUUGCUGUAGCAGCAUAAACAUUCCCCAUACAUAUACGGGAAUGCUGCUAAAGUGACAGUCCUUAGCCGAAUAUAAAUCCGAGUCGUUCCGGUUACGUAGAACCGACUGUCGCGGGAACUUGAUCUUCGCAGUAGCUUCCUAAAAUUUAAUUUUAUAUCGAUUCAUAAAUAUAAUUUUUUAGAAAGGAUCCUCGAACAGGACGAAAAACGGUCAGAUCCGGGUGCCCAACCGGAGGUUUUAAACAAAGUGUUUAAAGCAGGUUUAAAGAACUCUGUAAUGGCGCUACAAAGCAAAGCAGCUAAGAAAUAUGUCGAAAAAAAUUGCUCCAUACAAAUUGGCGCACCCUAAUGCGUAUACAAUGCACUUGGCCAACAUUUCAAAUUGAAGAAAAUUUUAGUUAGCGAAUACAACAACGCACAAUAGCAGUACUGUAUAAAAUGAAGAAUGUAUACAUGAGAUUAGCAAAUAUUGUCAGCACCCUGUAUAUACGGCAGAAUGCACGAAUACGAAUACACAUACAAAUAUACUCUUACUAAAUAGAUUAACGCAAACCAGAAUGAGAAGCUUAAAAAUAGAAAAAGAAACUGAAAAAACAAAAGCAAAAAUUAACAGGAAAAUAUGAAAUAUGCGUAAGCAAACGUCUAAGAAACCUCGCUGCCUCUCAGUAAGUAAUUUAAAUAUGUAAAAAAUAUAGAAAAAUAAGAACUAACGAAUGCGAAACAAAUCGAAAUGCGAAAUGUAUAGAAUAACUAAAAAGUAAGCAAUUAAAAUGCUCAAAAUGCGCCUUCAAUGAAACUAGUUUUAAGAAGCUGAAGAAAAUUUCAAAGAAGAAAAGUUGAAAAAAAAACAUUAAUAAAGGAAGUAGUAGUGUAAAAAGCUAAUGCACAAGCGCUGAAAACGCGAAAAAGUGAAAUGAAUGUAAAUUUUUUUGAAAUGUAAGCAACUUCACUCAGCUAUGAUUAAUUUAUUUUUAAUCUUGAAUAUUUAUUUAAAAGCAUAUAUACACGCAUAUUUUAAUGUAAAUUAAAAUUACUGUUAUUUUAUAAUUUAUAUUAAUUUUUCUCACACUGUACAACUAACAAUGCAAAGAGUUUGCUGAAAGGAACUAAAAAAAUAUCAAAAAAUAUUUAUAAAAAAAUUAAAACGUUGAAAUUAAGCUCACAAACAUGUAAUAUUUCACGCACAUACACACACAUAAAAAAUACUUGCACUCACACAUGCGCAAACACACGCGAAACACUUACGAAAUACGUACACAAGUAGCUGCCAAUUGUAUUUGUAAUUUGUAUCAAACUGUUAAGUGUUAAGUUUAAUUAAACGAAAAAAAAAACACAACCAAACAAAAACAAAAAGCAAACUAAUAAUAUAUAAUUUUAUUUAAUGCUCAAUUGUCUAGUUUGUAUUUGUAAAGUAUGCGAAAUAGAAAAUCAAAUGAAAUUACAUUGACAUUGACAGUCGAAUGGUCAGCUGAGGAUGAUGAGCGUAUGCCAGCAACACCUGAUUACCACAAACAACAAUUACAUAUUAAUUACGUACACUCAUACUCACACAAACACACACACACAUAAACUACUUUCUUUUAUAAAAUGUAAAAAGUGCAUUAUUUUUAAGUUUUUUUAGUUUUAAGUGAGAAAAAAAAAUUAUUUAAUAAAAAAAAAAUUAUUUAAUAAAACAAAAAAAAGCAAAAAUAAUAUUUAAUUAAUAAUAACAACAACCAUGAAGAUGAUGACUAUCAAGCUGAAAACAAAAAUAAGCAAAAAUAAAUAAGAUACAUUCAACUAAAGAACUUUCGUUAAAGAUUUAUUUAAUUUCAACUGACAAAUUUGAGGGAAUUGCAUGAUUAUCUCUUACGAUCACUUACGAUUAUUAUUUCAAUUGUAUGCACGAAUGUAUGUACACAGUUGUGUAGCAUACUUAUAAGGGUUUGCAUUUCCAACUAUUUGAAAUGGCCGUGCAAAGGAAGUUUUUGGUGUAGCCUCUUGAAUACACAUUCACACACAUACAUAUAUGCAGAUGUAUAUAUAUAUAAAUGAAAGUAAAAAAAUAGCUGAAAAUGUGUGUGGAAAUUUAAAAAAGGAAAGCAAAGAGAAAGCAAGAGAGCAAUAAACAUUUUUUUUGUUGUCAAAUGCAGUCCACAUUACCUUAAACGCGUAGAAAAACAUGAGUACCUAAUCAGUACUACCAAUACAUUUACAUUCACAUUGAUUGUGUGGAUAACAGCGGGACUAAGGAGAAGGCGGCGGUGCAAAUCGCAAGUGUUUUAUUUAAAUAUUUUAUGUUUUUAACUAUUUUUGUGAUUCACAAUUUUAGUAUAACAAAGGCCCUAGUGAAGUUUAUUGUUUAUUAUUUGUUUUUAUUAACCCUUUUGCAUCAUUUGACGGAAUAAUUCACUCUUGUCAACAAGAGCGGAAUAGCCCGCGUGAACAGAAACUCUCUCUUAUAACGAAGAACGGAAUAAGCCACGAUAAAUUAUUUUUUUGUUAAAGUUUGAGGAAAAUAAGUAAUUUUGGUAAUCCUGUAACAUUAUUUUUCAUUAGAACGCAGUCUUUAGUAAAAGUCUUGCCAACGCAGGGUUUUUGGGUACAUAGCGCAUUCGAAGCGUUGAUGGAAAAGUGUUAAAAAAAUAUGUGCAUAUAUCAAAAUAGUAAAAAUUUAUUUGUAGCAAGCGUUUUUAUAAUAACAAAUACCAAAAGUUCACUUUGCCGUUCCCAGCAAGUGCACAACACGUCAAAACAGGUACUUAUGAUAUUUCCGCAACAUGAAAUUGUUAGACACAUGCUGACAGCCAUAUAUCAUGCAAUGCAUGCUAAUAGCAACAUUGUCGCUCAACAUUUACCUGUACUCCGUUUCGCUGAUAGCAACCUUGCAUAACAAUUGUUUCUGCAAAAUUUCCAACAACGCAUGUCUGCUUACAAGUUUGCUUUACGAUGUGUUUCGAUGGUUGCUCGGUAUUUUGAGUAUUAGUGAGCCUGCAUAGAGAGUAAAUCUCUCCGCACAUACUAAAUUGUAACAUUACAUUAAUUAAUUAAAAAAUAGAGAGCACAUCUCAAUGAAUCAAACAAGAACAAUCACGCUGUGAUUUUGAUUUACAUUCUUUGUUAAAGUUUGUAUACUGUGAUUUUUUUAGUAGAUAUAAAGUCUUACACUACAAAUCUACGAAUUUCGGCAUUUCGAGAAUCCCUAAUGAAGAACAACAUUGUGAGCUCAACUCAACGGUCACAUCGGCAGCAAUGCAAAAUGGCUUCAAAACAAAAAAAAAACAAUAAAAACAAUGAAAAUAUCGCAAAUCAAAGCUAGCGAGAAAAAUUAAAAGAGAAAACAAAAACAAAAAAGGUUAUAAAAAAUGAAAAUCAAAACAAAGAGAUUUGCGUGAUCACUGAUACACUCGUAUGAUAGAGCGCUGAGCAGCUAUGCAACAUGCGGCUUAUGUAGCAGAUUACCACUUGGUGGGCGGAUCACGCAUUUACAAAAUAAAACAAUAACUCAAUGACUAGUUUGGCUGAAAAACAAUAACUGCUAAUUUUUUAUGAGAUAUUUAUAAAUUUGAUGAGAGCUGUGAGAAAUGUGUUAAACUGAAAGGGUCUAUUACUUCGCAUCAAAUCGUAGUUAUCGGCAGGUGCAUAUUUCUUGUUUCCAAAAAAUCCGGUUUCAUGGAUAUACAUAUGCCUGCAUUCAAAUUCAAAAUUUCAUGGUAUUUUAGUUGGGUUAUAAGAGUUAAUGAGAGAAAUAUUUCUUUUAAAUUAAAAAAAAUUAAUCAGUUUAUUUUCAAAUCUUCAGUUUAUUGUGUAGAGCUCAGAGUUAGUACUCAGUCUAUACAAAGUUUUUUCAGGACCGCUUUAGAAUUUUUCUGCCUUCACACUUUGGGCCUUUGUUAUAGGUACUCGUACUCGUAAAUGCUCAUUAAA
Molecule: messenger RNA, 9959 nt
Organism: Anastrepha ludens (Mexican fruit fly)
Lineage: Eukaryota; Metazoa; Arthropoda; Insecta; Diptera; Tephritidae
Exons: 3
Coding region: 1-2031 (676 amino acids)
Biological process (GO): positive regulation of cell population proliferation; positive regulation of gene expression; cell differentiation
Cellular component (GO): cytoplasm
Molecular function (GO): growth factor activity; fibroblast growth factor receptor binding
Source: RefSeq, a predicted model, not a curated record